AUUUUAUUCCUUAUGCUGUUUACUUGCACUACUGAUUUUUUUUAAUAUACUUUGGAUUAAAUUGUUUUUAUGUUAUUACCUUUCCUGUUUGAUGAUCAAGCUCAGCUUUCCGUUGCAUCCCUUAGACACAAUUGAUGGCGUGGCCUGCUAUUGUAACUAUAUGCUACUUAGAGCAAUGUGACACCUGUAGCUCAGGUAACAGGCGCUGUGGAAACGGUGGUUCCACUCUCUGAUUCUACCACCCGAGGAGCAGAGCAUGGCGUCUCCAAACACGAGGCGUUUCAACUCAACCCCAUCACCCAGGAUCCUGGAGCUCGCUCGACCCCGAGAAUCUAAAACAGUUUGGCUAACAACACCAGUAAAAGUGACUUGGGGAAACCAGGAGACAAUAUGGCCACCAUUCAGGACUUCCUUAAAAGCCAGAAAUAUGUCAAGGAUUUUGGCUCUGUCUCAACCCAAAAAAGAUUUCUCUGCCCUCCAUCAAGACCUGCUUAGAAAAGAUCACAAAGAAGCCGCGAAGAUCAGGAGCACGUGUCUUCCCGCCACAUCACAGUAUGAGCAGGUCUCGCGCUUGGCAACGCCCAAUUUUCGUCACAGGUGCCCUCAGGUACUGAGUCUCCCUCACACAAAGCGAUGUGAGCACAGCAUCAGCUCUGCAGUGAAGAAUGCAGUAGCCUCUCCUCGCAUACUUCAGCUUGCUCAGCCCAGACACGAACAUCCUGAGUACCAGAGCAACCGCCAGAGUAUAGAAACAUGCGGCUCGCGUGCAGCUAAUUCAUCUCAGGUGAGUCUGAGACUCGAGCAGCUGUGUGCGCCCAAACUGCGAGAAAGCAAACUCUUCUACCAGUAUGGCUGUCCUGAGAGCCCCAUAAGGCCCGUGUCUAAAGCAGCAAGAAAAGCCACAGCAAGUGCUCGUGUGAAAGAGCUGUCCAUCCCCAAGAGCUAUACCCCUCCCUGAAAAAAAAAAGAAAUAAAGAGACCAAGUCGGCAUUACUGUCAUGGUUAAAGAAACAGAGAGAGAAAACAAGAGUAACUUAAGGACUGAUUAAAUCUCACACUAAAAAAAUGAGUUUCUGUGUUGCUUUUCUUUUCUUUCUCUUUUUAUGCAAGCCUUGGACUUUACUUUGGAGCAUUUUAUUCUGAAAUGUUAGAAAAGUUCUGUUAUUUUAAGCAAAAUGCCAGAAUGUUAAUCUUCAGCCAGCCAACAGGAGAACUUUUCUCAUCCGAUCAGUGUGCAUUGUGUGUGUUUUUCCCAUCAGUUAUUCAAACAGCUUUAGUUUCGAUUAGUGUGUGUGUGUGUGGGGGGGGGGGGUUUACAACUCAAACACAGACCUUCUGUAAUAGUAUUACAGAGAAGACUGUGUUCAAAAAUGAUCUCACAGAAAGCCUCAAAUAAGCAAUUUACUUUUUGAAAAUUUGUUUAUGUGGAAUAUCUACUACAAACAUACUGUCUAAAAUUGUAGAAAAUUAAUCAGCAGCUUUUGACCAAUCAGAAUCAGACAGAAUCCUUUAGCCUUUAAGGACUUUUUUAAGUCUCCUACAAUUUAUUAUGGAUUAUUUUGUGAACUACUAAGAUAUGGUUAUUUGUUUGUUUUUGUGGUUUGCUGUUUUCUCUUUCACUUCAUGUUCUUACAUAAAAUACUUCUGAUUAGCCUAUAU
Tachysurus fulvidraco (yellow catfish) is the source of this 1659-nucleotide messenger RNA. It is a transcript of the gene spmap2l, whose product is annotated as testicular haploid expressed gene protein-like. The coding region runs from base 257 to 958 and encodes 233 amino acids. The transcript has 8 exons. The record is from RefSeq and is a predicted model, not a curated record. NCBI's taxonomy places the organism in Eukaryota, Metazoa, Chordata, Actinopteri, Siluriformes, Bagridae.